Molecule: messenger RNA, 4558 nt
Organism: Cucumis melo (muskmelon)
Lineage: Eukaryota; Viridiplantae; Streptophyta; Magnoliopsida; Cucurbitales; Cucurbitaceae
Exons: 11
Coding region: 1446-4523 (1025 amino acids)
Source: RefSeq, a predicted model, not a curated record
GGAGAAGAUGGAAGUGGUUUACUCAUUGAAUCAGGGAAUUGUUGGAGAAAACUGAACGUGCACCGUGUCUUGGAUGAAUCAACUACAAACCAUGUUAAGAAGUUGUCUGAAGAAGCUGAACGUAAAUCUAAGUCUCGUAGGAAGGGCCGAAAAUCUUGGGAUGUUUUUUGAGCUCUUUUGUGGCAUGAUUGGAAGGAAAUGAAUGUGAGGUCUUUCAAAGAUAACUCUUAUGUUUUAAUUCCUUUUGCGAUCUUGUAAAAAAUACGAUGUCUGGGUGGAUAUCUCUAGGUACGAAAUUCUUUUGCAAUUACAACCUCCAGAUGAUUAUUAAUGAUUUGAAAGCUCACCAUGUCUGUUUGGGAAGGAGGUGCCCUUUUCCCCGAGGGUGUAGUUGGGGAGUCGAGGUAAAUGUUAGUGUGCUAACUAAACAAUACCUACUUUCUCCAUCCGUCUUUCAGAGAGAGCUUUUUUGUGGUUUGUUGGGGUGUGAGAUGUAAUUUGGGAUCUUUUGGGGGAGAGGAUGAUAGGGUGUUUAGAGGUUGAGACAAGGAUCCUUACGAGAUUUGGUUCUUAGUGAGGUUCCACGUUUCUUGUGGGCUUCAGUUUAGAAGCUUUUUUGCAAUCACUCUAUUGAUAACAUUUUACUUAGAUGGAGCACUUCGUGUAGCUGGCGCGUUCCGGUAUGAUGGUUUUUUUUUAUAUUUCCUUGUAUUCUUUCAUUUUUUCUUAGUGAAAGUUGUUUUUCAAAAACUAAACAAUACCUACUGUACUUGCUAACAAUGAAAUUCUGCCUUGGUGGUGCAGUUCUCUAGAAACUUGCAUGGCAUCUCACAGAAAAGCUGUCUUUCUGUUUUACAUUUGCCAUGUUUAGCCUCCUUAAGACAAACAAAAUAAAAUCAAUUGAGUAAUUUGCACACAGAAUCAUACAUGAGUACUGACAUUUUUAAUAUAAAUUAAUUUAUAAACGUUGGUGAUAUAUAAUUAAAUUUGCUUCAACCACCCGCUUAAACUUUUGGGUGAAGUUGUGGUUUAGGGUUUAGGGAGGUCUUGUGUUCAAGCCCCUGCAUUAUCGUUUCCUCCCCGAUUAAAAUUGAUUUCCACUUGUUAGGCCUUUCAAAUAUUUCAAGCCCACGAGUGUUGGGGAGUGUUUGGUGAUAUAUAAUUAAAUUUUCCUUCAACCACCAACUUAAGCUUUUGGGUGAAUUGGUGGUUUAAUAAUAUAGAUACACAUGAUAUUAUUUAAAAGAAUUUGUUCUGAAUAUACCCGAACAUACAUGAUAUUAUUUAAAUCAACCGAGUAAUUGGCACACAGAAUCAUACCUGUGCUCAGAAUAUACAUGAUGAUUUUUAACAGUUAGAAGACUCUUCAUUACUAGUGCUUUGUCAAGGGAUCUUCUCAACCUGUUGCCCUUAGAGCUAUCGUCUUAGAACCUGGGAAUCCAUCCAUGAAGAAUCAAAUAAAGCAAUUGGCUGCUGCCGAAGCUAAUCCGUGGAGGCAUUUUAAGAAUAAGAAAGAGCCUCCCUUUAAAAAGCAGAAAAAUGAAUUGUCUCAAGUUGGGCCUCCAAAAUCUACGUAUAAACCUGGUAUGCCAUCCUUACCUGCUUCUAAGGAUAGGCUAUCUUCUUCACCUAUUCCAUUGCCACCUGAGCAAUUCGGUGGUCCAGUAUCUCAAUUUGGGUCUGCAAACACCAAUAAGACCCAUGUUAUUGCAGAAGAUAUUAGACCUCGAGUACCUGCUAAGAUUAAUCCUGCUGCUAGCAACGAGAAGGAAAUCCUGACCAUAGCUCCAAAAGGAGUACUUGAAACACCAGGACAGGAAGGGAAUAGUGGAGCUAAACCAACAGACUUGCAAGGAAUGUUGUAUAAUUUACUUCUGGAGAAUCCCAAGGGGAUGAGUUUGAAGGCCUUGGAGAAAGCUGUUGGCGAUAAAAUCCCAAAUGCUGUGAAAAAGAUUGAGCCAAUUAUUAAAAAAAUUGCAACCUACCAAGCUCCAGGGAGAUAUUGUUUGAAAUCAGGAGUUGAGUUGGAAGGCUCUAAAAAACCUACAUCGGAAGGUGAAAGCUCUCCUUUGGUCAGUCAUCACCAAACCUCUGUACAUGAAGACCUCCCUGAUCAAAUAAAUGCUCCAGAAUUGCAGUUAGAAGCAGGAUGUGGCAUUGAUUUGGAGGAAAAGGUAGAAACCUCUCAAGCAAACAAAGAAUCAAAUUUCUUGGAGAAAAAUGGUAUCCAACAGCCUGAUCCUUUUGCUGAGAAAAAAGGUUCUGAAAAUAGUGAAGGCCAGGCAGCUAGUUCUUCUGACAACGAAAGUGACAGUGAUUCAGAUAGUGAUAGUAGUGAUAGUGGAAGCGAUAGUGGGAAUCAUAGUAGGAGUAGAAGCCGAAGCCCUGUGGGUAGUGGGAGUGGGAGUAGCAGUGAUAGCGAAAGUGAUGGGCCUUCCAAUAGCCAGGAGGGUUCUGAUGAGGAUGUAGAUAUCAUGACCAGUGAUGAUGACAAAGAAUCCAAGCAUAAAUUGCAAGCUUCUGUGCAGGGUUUCUCUACAUCCCCUGCUGCUUGGAAAAGUCCAGAUGGUGGGCCUGUGCAGAUUAUAGAUGAUGAGAAGGAAGACGGACAAGAAUAUGAUGCAAUUGAUAUUGAGAAAGAUUCUUCUGAUGAUGAGCCAGAUGCUAAAGUUGAUGGUCGUAGUUUACUUCCUACUGAAGAAGUUGGAAGACCCGUGGAAGAACCAAGAUCCUUUUCACCAUACCCUGAUGAAUUCCAAGAGCGCCAAAAUUUUAUUGGAAGUUUGUUCGAGGAUAGGGAAAAUAAUGUUGCAGACAGUGCCAGGCAUGAACAAUCUGACAGCACAGGUCGGAUAUCUAAAGGCAAAUCUAAAAGGAGUUCUGAUCUGGAGUGCUUAGAAGAGAAAGCUGAUCAUACCAAGAGAUUAAAAUCUGAAAGCUUAGCCCAACAACCAGUUUCUGGUAAUUGGGGAGUCCAAUUACAGAGUCCUCGCAAUUUAUCUCCUAGUAAACUCAAUAGAGAUUCUGUCAGAAAUCUUACAAGUCAAGUUACUAAUAAAGGGGAAAUUAAAGGCAAUUCUGAUUUUAGACCGAAAAAGGGAAACAAAGAAACAGUAUCAGAAAAAAAUAGUUCAGAUGUUCCACAAGCAGGUUGGAGGCCUCAUGACCAAAGUGGAGGAGUGAGGGCUGUAGAUACAGCUACCAGAGCCGACAAGCAUGGUGAUAUUGGGCGUGGCACUAAACACAUCGAAAAGAGUGGCCAUGCUAAUGAAAAUUUUCAUGUGUUCAAAGAUACAUUUUAUGGAAAUGCUGAUAAUGAAGGGACAAAGGAGAAAAAGGUGUCAAAAAAUUCUAGAUCAGGUGGGCCAGGGGACAAACAUAUACAACCCUUUGACUCCCAUCAGAGUAAACCUGGUGAAAUAGUUGGUAAAUUCAAAGAUGGCCAAACAUUUUCAAGCUCACAGAUGGGGUAUUCACCAAGGGAUAAUAAUAAUAGAGUUAGUGCCAACAGGUCCCCUGUUAAUGGAAAAGGUCGAAUUCUACAAAGAGAGCCUUCAGACCUGGAGUUAGGUGAACUUCGGGAGCCUUUCCCUGAGGAAGCACGGGGUAAAAAGAAAUUUGAAAGAAACAAUUCGUUGAAACAGUUGGAGAAUAAAGAAAACACUACAGAUAUCUGGGGUUCAGAUUUAAAUAAAGGAAAAUCUAAUUUGAAGGCUAGUUUAGAAUAUGGAAAGCGGUCGUCACCCCAUGUGAGUACUAAGUUUCCCAGCAAUCCAGAAGGCUCAAAUAAAAAGAAAAAUUCAGAACAUAUGGUUGAAGAUUCUAACAGGCUUAACAACCGGUCUCUGCUGUCUCAUUCACAAUAUAAUUCAAGAAUAGAUCAUGCUGAAGUCGACAAGUCAGUUGAUGGAAAUGUAAGACCUAAUCAAGGGAAUGGUCCAGAAGGCUAUGUGGAAAGCAACAGAAAAGCUUCUGUUGGCAUUUCCCAGCUGAAUGAUACAAAAAGAGAACAGCUUCCCUCAAAAAAAGGAAGUAAAAGACAAGCACCUAAUCCAAUAACCGAAGUUACAGAUGGACUUAAGAACCCAAUAUCAGCUGAGCAUGAAAAUAGCGAUCCAAAGAGACGAGAUUCCUCUUCAGAUGAAAAUAGUUGUUCAUAUUCCAAGUAUGAAAAGGACGAACCAGAGUUGAAGGGAGCAAUCAAGGAUUUUUCUCAGUACAAGGAAUAUGUACAGGAGUAUCACGAUAAAUAUGAAUCGUACCUAUCUUUGAACAAAAUCCUAGAAAGCUACAGGACUGAGUUCUGCAAACUCGGAAAGGAACUUGAUUCUGCUAGAGGACAAGAUUCGGAGAAAUACUUUAAUGUCUUAGGACAGUUAAAAGAAUCCUAUCGGCUAUGUUCAACGGCACGAAUAUUUUUGUAUGCCUUGAUCUGUAUACAUCAAUUUUCUCCCCUUGUUGUAUACAAAUUCAUAAUGAAGUCACUCAAACUAAGAUUAAUUUGCAGAGGCACAAGAGAUUGAAAAAAAUAUUCAUUGUUCUCCACGAAGAGCUGAAG